UCCAAACAAACCCCCCGACUGUCCUCAGAACACUGCCUCAGUUUCGCUUCUCUGCCUGCACAUGUCCUGUUUCCCAUGGCUUCCCGCAGAGCUUAUUCACGAGAUCUUUAGCUCACCAUGCUUGAGCCAGCUCGAUCUAUCAGUUCUUGCGCGGGCAUCGAGAGACUGGCACAACAUUGCGACGCCCAUCCUAUGGCGUCGCCUUCCGGGCCUUCUUCCUCUUCUAAAGCUCAUUCCGGAAGACGCGUCGAGUAUUAUACCAAUACAAUGCGAAGAUGAACGGCUGACAGGCUAUCCGAUCGAAUGCAUCACGAUUACAAGGCCACUCAUAGAAGAGGACUGGACGCCUGUCUAUCGACGUGCUGUGCUUGUGAAGGACCUCGAGGUACAUGCAAGCUACUCGCCUUUGUGCUCGGAAUUCACCACGCAAACGCUUGAAGCAAUAGCCGCAUGCCCUCCGUCGCGGUGCCUUCUUCCAGAACUGCGUAGCCUGCACUUGGAUAUCAAUCUACGUCAUGUCUUCCACACGAACACGCACCUCACCUCGCUGCUUGAGAUCCUUCUAUCCCCCAACAUUACUGGUAAUCUGGUCGAGGACCUCCGCUUCGAAAAAGAUCUCGGCUUCACCAGGCUAACCGAAGCGCACGCGGCCAUGCUUGUCAACGCUGCAGCUACCCGAUGGACUCACCUGAAGUCGGUUUCUCUCCAGGUCGAGCUAUGCGGACCGAGCUUGCUGGCCACAUUCUCCCAAAUGCCUGCCCUGGAGUUGCUGAAGUUGGCGUUUGAACAAAGCGCGGAAGAGUCCGAUAUCAUACCAGUAUCCCUGACACCCGGCUUUCUCUCGCUCCGCAGCCUGGAAUUGGGGGCAGUGGCGUCGGACGCCGCAGCAGCCGUGCUACAGUCCUGGGACCUACGCGCGCUGCAAAGCUUUGAAAUCACACGCAUUCAUAAUUGCGCCAAGCCCGAGGACCUCCUACAAGCCAUUCACGACUGUAUCGCCCAUGACGCGCUCAGAGUCCUCUCCAUUGAGGCGGAUUUCACCACUGGACCGGCGCCCAUGCUUGAACAUCUACGCCCGAUUGCCGUCUUUCGUCGCCUGGUCGAUGUAUUUAUCGACGUCAACGAAGGCCUGUUGCUUACAGAUGACGAUCAUGCGCAGUUGGCGGGGUGGUGGCCGGAGGCCGAAUACAUCUUCUUCAAUUCAGAAUCGCAUUGCCGCAUCUCCAACCUCUGCACGCCUGCGACUCUCCAUUGCCUCACGCACUAUGCGCGGUGCUGCCCGCGUCUCCAAGAACUGUGCUUACCCCUCGUGGCACACCCACCUAUCCCGGUCGUACCCGCAGACACGCCUUCAGGCCAUCCGCUCUAUGAUCUGGAAAUCGGAGACGCGCCAUUGUAUGCGGAAGAUGCUGCCGAAGUCGCGCAGUUUCUCGUGGGUGUCUUUCCACAUCUAGAAGAAGUUGAAUAUUUGGACCGAGGGUAUAGCGUGGCAUGGAAGCACGUUAACGCACUGUUGGAGUAUCGGAAUCAUCAGGCGCAGCUAGAUCGUGGUUGCUCUGACUCUCGACGACAUAGUAUAUAGAAGGCUUGAACUCGCCUAUGCCUCUUGCGGUUCUCUAUUUCUGAGCCUCGUAUUGAAUGAAGU
Molecule: messenger RNA, 1645 nt
Organism: Schizophyllum commune H4-8
Lineage: Eukaryota; Fungi; Basidiomycota; Agaricomycetes; Agaricales; Schizophyllaceae
Exons: 2
Coding region: 62-1582 (506 amino acids)
Molecular function (GO): protein binding
Source: RefSeq, a predicted model, not a curated record